Molecule: messenger RNA, 7281 nt
Organism: Lytechinus pictus (painted urchin)
Lineage: Eukaryota; Metazoa; Echinodermata; Echinoidea; Temnopleuroida; Toxopneustidae
Product: transcription initiation factor IIA subunit 1-like
Exons: 9
Coding region: 115-1104 (329 amino acids)
Biological process (GO): transcription initiation at RNA polymerase II promoter; transcription by RNA polymerase II
Cellular component (GO): transcription factor TFIIA complex
Source: RefSeq, a predicted model, not a curated record
GACAGAGUUGCAGUGGCUUCGGUGGAGCCGAGACGUGAGGAGAGAAGCGUACCUGUACUCUUUUUUUCAACUCUCAUUUCAUCAGAUCUGGACCUUUUCUUUUGAAAUUUGAAAAUGGCUUCUAAUUCUCAGACUGUGCACAAAUUGUACAAAAGUGUAAUCGAUGAUGUGAUUAACAACGUUCGAGAUGCAUUCUUGGACGAAGGAGUGGAGGAAAAUGUUUUGCAAGAUCUGAAACAGAUAUGGGAGGGCAAGCUCAUCCAAUCAAAAGCCAUAGAUCUCACCCAACCACAACCUCAACAUGUAGCCGGCAAGUUCAAAGGUCAACAAGAUGCUUCAAGACAAUAUCAAAUUGCCCAAUCUUCAACCGACAGGCAACAUAUCGACCAACAAAGAACUCAGCCGCAAAUGGUCCUUCAGGGGGCUCCUUCAUCACAGUCAUCUGUAUCUAACAACUUGAGCUCAUCAGCGGUUGCAGCAUCUGCAGCACUUCAGCAGAACAUGCUUCAACUACAAUCACAACAGCAACAGAUCCAGAAUGUACCAUCAUAUACCAUCCAACAAGGAGCUACUGGUGGUGCAACCCAAACAUUCCCAGCAUACCAAAUCCAGACCCAACAGCAGCAAGGUGGUGUGGUUGGGUACCCACCAAUCAUCCUCCAACCAGGUGCUCAGUCCAAUACCCAACAAUCACGUAUCAUCACACCCCAAGGUGUUGUGCUGCCCCCAGGUACAUUAAGAGUGCAAUCCAGUGGAGACCAGCCUUCAAUAGUGCAAGUUGACGGUGCUAAUGAUUCAUCAGAUGAUGAAGAGGAUGACUUCGAUGAUGAUGACGAUGAUGAUAAGGAUGACGACGAUGACGAUGAUGACAAAGAAAACGACGAUGGUGGUGGUGAAGAUGAGGAGGACCCUCUGAACUCUGCUGAUGACGUUAGUGAUGAAGAUCCGGCUGAUUUAUUUGAAUCAGAAAAUGUUGUAGUAUGCCAGUAUGACAAGAUCAAUCGGAAUAGGAAUAAAUGGAAAUUUACUUUAAAACAUGGCAUCAUGAAUCUAAAGGGAAAGGACUACGUCUUCAACAAAUCAACGGGGGAUGCUGAUUGGUAGUAUCUAUGUGAACAGUGCCCAGUCUUGCAAAGAUGUUUUGUAGAACUGUAGUCAUCAACUCUUCUUAUUUUCUGCUGUAGCAUACACAUACCUGCCAGCUGCCCCGUUACGUGGAUAAUCUUUAUUGUUGAGAGCAUUUUUUGUUUGUCCACUGGCUCAGUUUGCAUAAGUUGUAUUAGGAGCAGUAAAUAAACAUUACAAAUAUGGUUUUGUUUCCGUGAAUAGGUGCUUCAGAUUUAUUUCACUUGCCUCAAUCACCUUUUCCAACUUCACCCACUUUGCCUGAUUCAAAAGAUAAAAAAAUGUAAUGCAAAGAAAAUCAGGCUCGUCCCUAUUUCUUGACUUUGAGGGAUGAUGGCUUUCAGCGUUAUGUGCAUACAUUGUUCAUUAUUCAUUAGUCCAGUGUUAAUGUAAAUCAAUUUACAUAAACACUGGCCUGGAACCCAUAGAAAAAAACAUAAAUCUAGCACCCUGCGUUAAAAUUGUGCAUUCAUUCUUGAACCCUUAUUCAAUAUAAACUAAAUUAAAUCUGCAUUAACCAUUGGUCAAAAGUGCAGAUUCAAAACCACCUUGGUGAAUUUGUACCAACAUGGAGGUAUCUAUUUAGGCACACGAUUGUAGGUUGUGGUUAUACAAGUCAAAUUGGCUUUAGCGCCCACCCCUUUAAAAGGACCACCUUUCUAAUAAAAAACACAAAUUUGGUUUCACUUGCAUAGUUUUCUUCCCAUUGAAACAUGUAUAACAGGAACCUGUCCAUAAAGAUCACUACAUUUCUUGUCUCUCCUGGGUGGUCUUUACAUAAAGGUUUCAGUGUAUAUACUUGUUUUCUGUUCUUAUGUCAGAGAAUCUCCUGUUAUUGGACAGCUUCUAUAAUCCGGUAAAGGAGUUGGUUUUAGUACUGAUGGGCAAGGUAUUGCUUUACAGAAGUUUCAUGAGUACUUUGAAACCAGACAGCCAAUGUUGCUCUUUACUCUCCACUUGUUCUGUCAAGGUCAUCAGAACUGGCACAUGUGUGCUGUGAAAUGUGUGUAAAAUCUUGAUGAUCAUAAACUGGUCUAUAUCUAGUAUCAAACUUUACUUAACACCUAUUUGAGUAGGAUAGGAAUUUAAUUUUUAUCUUGGGACAGGACAUUUGUGGCAGUUAUUUUCAGUGAGGAUUAGGGUGCUACAUAUUUACCCCUGUCCUGUGUAGAUAUAUCCUUCAAACAAGAAAGGAGGGUGAAUUUUUUUUUUUUAGUGUGCGUAUGUCAGUCAAAUAUUAUUUGGUGUCACGCUGUACUGCUUACAUCCUUGUACCCUUAUUCUACUAUAUCACUGGGACACUUUCAUAGAGUACAGAAGUGUGGCGUCAGUUGCCAAGGUGUCAUGGCGGGCUGGUUCUAAACAGAGUCGCAGCUGACGAUCGUCUGUACACACUAGCUCAUCUGAAAAAUAGGUUGCAAGCGAUCAAAUUCCGAUAGCAGCCAUUUUCCCCUAUGAGAAACACACGCUUUCAUUCGGCGGGUUCAUUUGUUUAAAACCAGGCCGCCAUGACACCAUGGCAACUGACGUCAUCGCUUUGGUACUCUAUAAUGAUGCUGUAGCAGUGAGAUUAUGAUGUUCAGUUUUUAGAGAUAUCAAUAUUUCUAAGAUGGUGCUACAUCAAUGGGGUCUCUGUUUAUUAACAGUAAGACAAACCACGAUGCUUUUGAUAAGUCAUUAGCCAUUAGGGUAAUAUUUUUUUUAACAGCAGUGAGGUCUGCUGUUAAGUAGGGAUGCUGAUUUUCAGGAAAAACCCUUAAAUUAGGAGCCCUGGAACUUAUUUAUAGAGAUAUAUAUGUACUAAAAAAAAACUGAUGAUGUUGUUAUUUCUUUUUGAAAAUCUUCCAUUGAUUUUUUCUAAUUGAUUUGGCCACUUUUGUUGGUUAAAAUGUGAUUCUACUUUUCAAAAGUGUACUAUUGAAACAUUCUGUUAAUAUUUUAAAAUCCAACUGAACCAUCAUUUAAUCAAUAUAUUUUUAAAAUAGGAUUUCUUUUUUUUUCUCCUUUGCAAACCAAAGAUAAUUAGGAAAUUAUAUACAGGUAUAUAUUUUUUUUAAGGGGGGGGGGGGUUUGAUCUUGAUUCUCAGAAUAUCCAACUCAAUUCUAUUUAUGUGUCUAUGCCUCCUUUUAACAUUUUAACAGCUUCAUUGAUGGCAAGAGACCAUGUUCACAAUUAAAAAAAAAAGUAUAUUUCACUAACUUGUUGCCAAUAACAAAGUAUUUUAUGAGAAGUCUCCUCUCAGCAAACGAGUAGCCAUAAUUUCAUUCGCUCAUAAUAGGAACUUUUAAAAUCGAUAUAGAUAUGGAAAAUGGAUUUACAAAUCCUGGGAAUAGUUUCAUAGAAAGCUACUAUUAUGGUAACUUAACCAUCAUGGUAAUUACAAUGGAAAACUUCAUGAAACAAGCCCCAGGGACAAUUGAGCUUUGAAUUGGAUUGUUGUGGCCCAUGAAGCUACUAUCGUUUUUCAAGUCGUGAUUCAUGUUCAAGAAGUUGUGUUGAUCACAAAUCGUUGGAAUUGGGAAUUCGAGAUUUACAAUUGGAAAUCGGAUGAUGAUUCUAGAGCAAUGCCAAUCCACAGGACCUCUCCUUAUUGCAUGGGGAAUGCUACUACAAUCAUCUUUUUGAUUUUCAUGAAAUUAUUCAGUGGACAGGGCUUGACUCUAUGGAAAACCAGAGUAAAACACCUAUGCAGGUGUGUGCUUGAUUCUACAAAAUUGCAAGGAUUGGCUGUGACAUGCAAGCUUUAGGUACCUUGUCAAAAAUCAGUGCCUCGACUUUGAGCAGGCACUAUGCGUCUUUUCAUAUCGGCUAUUUUGCAUUCCCCAGUGUUUUAUCCAUGAUGAAGUGUGAGAAUUGGUAACAAGAGGACACUUGCGGGAAUCCUGCCUUUUAAGACGGGUUCCUAAUUCGUGACAAGGUACCUGAAUGCUGCCACACACUAUCUUAAUUUUCAUGAUAUUAUUCAGAUUAAAAAAUCAUGUGUUGUAGACUUGAUUUGGUUUUUAUUUUUCUUGUACCUACCAUCAAACGAGCUCCACUGAGGACAAAUCAUGAAUUCCCUAUUGUCUUAAUGAACCAAUCUAUUUCCAUGCUUGAUGGAGACUAGAGAGCCCAUGUAACAUUUUAUUGUUGGCAUGAACCAUCCCUUCUGUUCUCAGUAUAUGCUUUGGCAGUUUUUUUCAUAUUUAUGAAAAUUUGGCUGAAAAUGAUAUUUAUUUACAAGAAGUUUACUGCUACAUUAGCUUUCUUUCACAUUAUGUGAAAUAAAAAUUCAAUAAUGAAUGUGUACUGAAAGAAGGGGUAGAGUACAUGUAAUUUGUGCAUGUAAGCAAUUGAUUUGUGACAAUGGUGACUCGUAUUAUUGCAGCUGUUAUAGUGAUCUUCAGCAUUCAUGCAUUGACUUAGCAUAGUUGAUUGUGUGCUUGGAUAAUCACUGCCAAAUGUGAUCCAUUCAACUCCUUGUUGUUUUAGAGGUAUAAAAUUUGAAUUUCAUUUUGAAAGUGUAGUAGCCCAUGGAGUUGAUUUAUUAAGCAUGAAUCUUGAUUUCUUGAUUUGCAUACACCAACAUCUCGGUGGAUGCAGUCUAGAAUCACUAGCAAAUAAAGUGCCAAAAUCCAUUGUAGGAUUUUUUUUUCAGAUGUUAAAAGAAACUAUGACUGUGUUUAGAUUUUAGAAAAUUAGAAUUCAAGUCUGGUAAAAAAUGUACAGUGCACUCACAAUAUGUGUUCAUAAUGUCAAACAUUCAAACGUAGUUAAUGUGAUUGAAAAUGAUCAAGAAACCUGUACGGAUUGCCAGGGGUCCAGCGUCAAGGGAGGCGUUUCACAAAGUACGACGUAAAAUCUUGCAGUAGCACCUACGCAAAUGUUAUUUAAGUUACAAUCUCAUGAAUAGAUAAGUAGAAGCAUGCAUCCCCUGUGCUUGAUCUGACCUCUGCAGUUAUUUGUUAUUGUUCUGCACAGUGUGAUAGUCACACAUAAUGAAACCAAAAAAUAUCAUAUGCGGACAUCUAAUUUUUGUCUUUAGUAAUCAGGGGUGUGAAAGUUCAGCUCUUUUGCUGAUCUCAGCUAAAAUUUCUUUUGCUUAAUGUCAGCAUGUUUUAGCUUUCAUGUCUACAAAAACUAUGAGAGCUCUUUCAAUUCAGUUUUUUCAGCUCUUUAUUUGUUAUCACACCCCUGAGUAAUGUCUUUUAUAAUUAGUUCUACAUUCCUCAUAUACUGUAGUUUGUUUCACAUAGUUGUUUGGCAACUUGUAAUUUAUUAUGGACUGUUAAGCAUUCAUUUUUUUCAUUGACCUUAUGCCAUCCUUACCAUGGAGUGGAGGAGGAAAGUUUAACUUUCCAAGAGUUUCCAUGGCAAUUGAGAAUUUAGAUGUACCUCAUUCAUUUAAAGGGAUAGUCCAGGCUGGAGAUAUUUCUAUCUCAAUAAAUAGAGUGAAAUUCACAGAGCAAAAUGCUGAAAAUUUGAUCAAAAUCGGAUUUGCAUUAUUCCGGUGAAACAGUUCUAGGCAUGUCUUUAUGAAUAUUCAUUAGGUGAGCUGAUGAUGUCAUAUCCCCACUUGUUCUUUAGUAUUGUAUUACAUGUAUAUGAAAUUAGGUUUAUUCAAUUUUUUUCUACCAAGAACUAAAACAAUUUGAUUGACAACUGAUUCAGUGCAUUAGUUAUUUAUUGCCGCAACUUAUUUCAUCAUAAUGGAGACACAUCAUUUACACACGUAUGAGAAAAUGAAACAUUUAUGAUUUCAUGUAAUAACAUAAGAAAAAGGAAAGUGGAGAUGUGACAUCAUUAGCCCACCUAAUGAAUAUUCAUGACGAUGUGCAUAUAACCGUUUUCACAAAAUAUUUAUAAACUUUAAAAUUCAAUAACUUUGUAAUUUGUUAUCUGAAUUUAAUGAAAUUUUCAGCUUUUUGCUCUGAAUUUUACUCUAUUUAUUUAGAUAUAAAUAUUUUCAGCCUGGACCAUCCCUUUAAGAAUAAUAUUAUAAUAGUUUGCAUUUUUUUCUGGUCAGUUGAGAGUGAAUCUUGUCUUCAGAUAUUUGUCAUGAUCCAAUCAAUCAAAAAUCUGAAACGACACGGACAAGCUCUGACCUACAGAGCCUGCGCUUAGAGUGUUUUCUAAAUAUGACAAAUGCUUGUGCUUGCAUCAGUGUUAUACCAAUCAUUGUGCUCGUUUUUGUUUAAAAAAAAAGAGAGAGUGCAUAUGUGCUCAUAGAUAAAGAAUUAUGACAUUGGCUCUCCAUCAUUGACAUUCAUUGCAUCAAUCAUAAUUUCUUGAAAGAUAGGGCGAUUUGUACUUAAGAAUGAUGGGAUCAUGCUUAAACACGAUGAAGGGCAAAUCUGAUGUGCUAUUAAGAGUAAAGUUUGAAGCAGAGGGAGAGGUGAACAUAAUUUGAGAGCUUUCAUAUUUUCAUCUUUAUUCACAGAAAAAUCAUUGGAGAAAACCACUUAAGGUUGGUCUUCACAUGCCCUUGUAUUGGAAACAUAAGAAUACUUUGUAUUGUUUAGAAAAAGGAUCAUUUCAAACAUUAUGAUUGGAGUAUGGUCCCAUCUUUUAAUCCCCAACUAUUACACUUAACACUUGUGUUUAUGUCCAAAGUUUAAUUGCCUCAAAACAAUUUAAAAAAUCACAUGAUCACAACUGAUCUUUUUACCUUGCAGUCUAUUCCGAUAUUCGAUUAAAAAAACACUGAGAUUUGAGCAAAAGGUUAGUGAUAGUAAGAUAAACUUUUAAUUAGCAAGAUUAUUCAAACACACAUCAUCACUGACCUCAAUGAAUACAAAUUAAAAUAUUCUGAAUGUUAUAUUUCAGAAAAUGGUCACAUGUAACACUUUGACUAAAAUAAAUUAUUUGAAGAUCAGGAACUUUAAAAAAAUUGAUGGAAGUGAUUUUGUGCGUGAAAUUGAUGUAAUAUGGAUUGAUAUAGAAAUUUAUUGUUGAUUUACUUGAUAAUGGCAAAUAUUUUUCCCUUAGUAAUGUGCGUUAUGCAGAGAAUGUGACAAAGUCACCUUGUAUGGGCCAUAAUUUUUGUUGAAAAUGUUUGUUAAAGGUCACUUUUCGUUGCAAUGGAUGUAUAUGUCUGUAUACAAUUUUGUUUUAAACUACUGUGUAAAUAGCAAUUUCAUGUCAUAAAAAUAAAGAUAUAUACAUGUGUUUAUUUA